UUUCGUCUAGGCCUUUCCGAGGAGGACCACCGCAACUCGCGAUGGCAGUACUUGGGGGUACCGCCCAUUUGCCCUGCGACGUUCGGGCGCCCAAUCGCACCGACUCCUACAUCCUCGUCGUCUGGUACAAACAGGACGUCAAUCCUAUUUUCAGCUACGACAUACGAAAUAAGCACCCAUCGAAAGCGCAACAGUGGAUGUCGGACUAUCUGAAUCAACGAGCAUUUUUUCAACCGAAGUCAGAGCCAGCGACACUCAACAUCAACAACGUAGUAGAAAGCGACGAGGGGGAGUACAGGUGUCGUGUCGACUUUAUGAAAAAUCCUACGAGAAAUUCCUGGGUACAUCUAACCGUCAUCAUUCCGCCGCAUUUACCGAGGAUCGAGAACGAAGCCGGUCAAAUCGUCAAAUCCGUAGCUGGACCCUACGUGGAAGGAGGCGAUAUGCGACUGAAGUGUAUAGUAACCGGAGGCCGACCACAGCCAACGUUACGUUGGUGGCGACGCGAAACGCUGCUAGAUGGCAAGGACGGCCCAGGCGACUCGCUGUCGGUCAAGAGUAACACGCUGGUCGUGAGAAAUCUUGACAGGUCGGAUCUGCACGCCGUGUUCACGUGUCAAGCGUCCAACAACAACAUCAGUCUGCCCGUCUCGGCCUCGGUGGCCAUCGAGAUGCACUUGCGUCCGCUGAACGUGACAAUAUUGACGAGCGAGGACGCGCCGCUGAGCGCCGGCCGCAAGUACGAAAUCAACUGCAUGAGCGUGGGCUCGCGACCGCCUGCCAAGCUCACCUGGUACAUGGAGGGCCAACUGCUCAGCAACUACACGGAAAAGGUAUCGCCGGAUGGAAAUAUGACAUCUUCGAUUCUGACGUUCGUGCCGUCGCUGCACGACAAUGGCAAGCUAAUUACGUGUCGAGCCGAGAAUACCUACAUCGCAGGAGCCGUCGAGGAGGACACGCUGAGGCUCAACGUUUACUAUGUUCCAAUGCUCAACCUGAAGCUUGGCUCCAACAUGAACCCCGACGACAUCGAGGAGAACGACGACGUAUACUUCGAAUGCGAGGUAGACGCCAAUCCCGGAGCGUACAAAGUCAUCUGGAAGCACAAUGGCAACGUGCUGCAGAACAACGCCAAGCUGGGAAUGAUAGUGCAGCAGACGAGCCUAGCGCUGCGCAAGGUCAGUCGUUCGCAGUCGGGCAACUACACCUGCAUCGCCAGCAACGUCGAGGGUGACGGCAUCAGUAACAACGUCGAGCUCAAGAUAAUGUACAAGCCGAUCUGCCUGCCCGAGCAGAAGCGAGUGUACGGGGUCGCGCGACACGAGGAGGCGCGAGUGAUCUGCAGGGUGGAGGCCUACCCGGAGCCGGACAGCUUUCGCUGGACGUUCAACAACACCGAGGAGAUGAGCGAGGUGCCGCAAGCGCGCUACAAGGACUCGAAGCACCAAGCUCAGAGCGUGCUUACGUACAAGCCCGUCAACGAAAUGGAUUACGGCACCGUGCUCUGCUGGGCGAACAACCAAGUCGGCCAGCAGAAAAGCCCUUGCGCCUUCCACAUUAUCGCCGCAGGUAAACCCGAGCCACCGUACAAUUGCACACUGGCCAACCAAACGACGCAGUCGCUGUCGGUCGAGUGCACGCCGGGCUUCGACGGCGGCCAAACUCAACACUUCCAGCUCGAGGUCUACGACCAACUGACGGGGCAGCUUCGAGCGAACCUGAGUUCGCGCGACAGCGCCACUUUCAACGUGCACGAGCUCGAGUCUGGACGUAUACUGCGUAUGGCCGUCUAUGCGGUCAAUUCCAAGGGCCGCAGCGAGUCAAUCCUCCUCGAGGGAUUCACCCUGAAAGUCGCUGAAAAGCAGACUGGUGAGUCUCUCAGCUUUCUGCGCGUGCUGUUCACAGGGACCCCUGUGCCUUUCGAGAUAACGCCUUUGCUUGGGAUCCUCAUAGGGGUCGUUGUGGCCCUGUUGCUGUGCACGGUCACGGUGCUGCUGGCGCUGAAGGUGCGCAGCGACAGGAGGGCGCAGAGGCCCGGUGACUUGCCGCUGAAGAAAGCCACCGCGCCAAGUUCAGAAGACCUGUACGAUCCCGACGACCGCAAUCCUGAUGUCAUUCCUACCAAUAAAGAUUCGGACUAUCAGUUGACGGGCUCAAUGGCUGGCACGCCGCUUGUGGUGCAGGGCACUCCGGACGGGCUGUCAACGACGUCACUGCCAACGAAUGGCCAAACGGCAGCGACGACAACGACGGCAACGAUGACAGCUACGACGGCGGCGGCGGCAGCGGCAGUGACGGCAGCAGUGGCGCAACAGCAGCAGCAGCAGCAGCAGCAGCAGCAACAACAACAACAACAACACCAGCAGUCCAUACCAACAUCGAUGCCGGUCGCGAAUCACCUGCCGAGCUACUCGCUGAACGACUACAACAAUUACCCAACGCUGACGCUGGGCGGCGAGGUGACGUACGCGGAGCUGUGCCUGGCGCGGCCGUCGCCGGUGGACGGCAAGCUCGCCAGCCUGGGCAGCCUGGCGGGCUUCGGCAGCAGCGCGGGCGUCGUGCUGGGCGGCGGCAUGGGCGCCGGCAACAAGCUCCCGGCAGGCGGCUACGUGGCGGCCAAGGAGGCGACGGUCUACGCGUGCAUCGACCACAGCGCCCGGCCGCCCAAGGUGGAGUCGCCGUCGGCGGCGAGUCUCGCCUCGGACUCGCUGCACCUGAAGCAGCACCCGCGCGAGGUGGUGACGGUGCGCACGCCGCUGAUAUCCAGCCAAGAGAGCUGCGUAUAGGGACGCGAUCCCGACGCGACUUCGCUCAACGUCAACGAGUACUACGUCUGAUUCGGCGAUCGCGUCGAGAGAGCCGCGUCGACGCGGCGCUUGCGAGCGGCGAACUCUGCUGCGCCCCCUCCGCUGCACCGCCACUGCGUCUUCGAUGCAGCUUUCUGUGCCGGAACCUUUGGCAUCUGCACGCGUCAUUUCCCACGGCGGCCUUUAGUCCGUAGGCUUUCGUUUGAGCCACUUGUCGAAUAAAUUACCUUCCGCGAGGCGGCUGUUGUCGAGGCGCCACGACAGACGGCAGCGCAGUCGGCGGCCAGUCGCGGGGCGAGAGAACCAGGCCGGCUGGCUCGAGGCUGCGCAGCCGACUUGGCCGCGCGUGUCGAUUCGAUCCGCCGCCGGCUGCGCGCGGCUGCGUGCUGCUGCGUGCUGCUGCGUGCUGCUGCGUGCGGCUGCGUGCUCCUUCUUUUUACCCAACUGCGCAGAAAGUUCGCCGGCAGCCCCGAGCUCCUGUAUAUACGUGCGUACCUCGCGUAACCGCGUUAUUCGACGCAAGUCGGCAACCGACGGCGCGAGGCUCGUACACCUGUACAAACUUGUAUAACGCAAUUGCAGAAUUGAAUUUGACGAGUCGUCGCGGCGGCGACAGCAAGGCGGAGAGCUCCGCGCAACGUGCUCUCCGAGGGCAGCGCCGCGUCACGCGAGCCUCCACUCAUGUAUACAUUGUAUUGAAAUUAAAAGUGUAUCAUCGAUUAAUCUCGUGCCAGUAAUCUGUACGAUACGGUUUUGUCCCCGAUCCCCUUGUAAUUAAUACUCCUUUCGCCCGUCCCCUCCGAACACUCUUAACCCGCCCACUCGUCAGUUUUUUCUAUAAUAAAAGCCCUUUUUUACACUGAUCUUUUUGCGCGUCGUUCUUAUUCGUAAUAAUCGACAUAAUCGACUUCUUAAAAAGGAUUAAUCUAGUAAACGAUAUAAUUGAGUAUAACUUUCAAUUAAUCCGACACACUAAAACCUAAAUAGUAUUCGUGCCUACUCCAAGACCAUUAACACGUCUAGCUCGUAAACUUUCCAGAUUCAGCACUACGCGCGAUCUGAUCAACACGCAAUCGUCAGUGUACGACUAGUCUCCGCCGCACGUGAAACUCGUUCGUUGACCGAAAACCAUCGUCUCGAUCAAAAACACUGUAGCAAGCCGACAAUUAGAACGUACAGACAGAGAGAAGAGAAAAGGCAGUCGUAAAAGCGCACGAUUGAUAUUGCAAAACUUGUGCGCAACGCGUUAACAUUUCUCGUUGGAAUUCCCGGCUAUUUGGAUAGGUCGCAAAUGCACAUCUGCGUUACAAAUCACGGUCCGCGAGUGUCAGGGAGAAUCGCGGCAAAAAAACUGGUGGAGCAAAAAACAACGGUAAAGCGACGAGCGAAACACGUGUCGAGCACUUCUCGUUUAUCAGCGAACUCGUGCAGAGCCGCGCAUCCAAGCACUUUUUUAUUCCAACAUUAGCGUGUUUAAUUAGACUCGGUACAGCUGCCCACUACCCACCCUCGACCUCCCCCCCCUCCCUCUCUUCAUUUGUAUUGCGUUCAGUUUGUCAAAGCGCUUACUUCACCGCGUCGAGCGUAAAACUUUUUGUUCGCCUUCUACGUGUAAAUAAUGUAAAUAUGCGUGAUAUAUUACUUUUUUUUUUCUUAAAUCGUAAGAGAUCUGUCUAUGGAGAGACGUGAAAUAAGAGUUCUCAUAAUAAUAAUCCUGCAAAAUGAGAUGCAUACCAGAGAUUAGAGAUUCCUCGAAUCUCACAUCGAAGAGAAAAAGAUCGAGAACAGUACGAAAGAGAGGGAAACGAGAAAUCGGAACUCGACGCGCAUGUAUCAUGCAUGAGCAAGGCACUUCGCGAGUUUCCUUUUCUUUCCCUUUUUUACUUCUUCUUCCACCUCCCUCUUCUCUCUCUCUCUCUCUCUCUCUCUCUCUCUCUCUCUCUCUCUCUCUCUCUCUCUCUCUCUCUCUCUCUCUCUCUCUCUCUCUCUCUCUCUCUCUCUCUCUCUCUCUCUCUCUCUCUCUCUCUCUCUCUCUCUCUCUCUCUCUCUCUCUCUCUCUCUCUCUCUUCUCGUUGUGGAAUGGAGAACUUGCAUGCAGAAUUUCAGUUAUACUAUGCGCGCGGAAGGGAAAAGCUCCACGAGAGGCUUUCGUGCACUUGGAUUCUCCGAGCCGUGCGAACGAAAAAACUAAGACGGAUUAAUGUAUUUUAGUAUUCUGAUAGAGCAAUUAUCUUUGAAAUUGACGAGAUAGUUAGAUUCGCUUUCUCGACAGACACGAUACUAGACGUUAUUUUUUUAAAAGGUUUCAUGGUUUCUCUCUCUCUCUCUCUCUCUCUCUCUCUCUCUCUCUCUCUCUUUCUUUCUCACUCUCUCACCCUCUCUCCUUUUCCUCCUUCCAUGACAUCUAAUUUUUAAUAAAAUUCUACACUGAACGCUCUUUCGCGUAAUAAAAUGAGAUAUUGGAUGAGAAGAGGCGGAGAAAAGGAGAGAGGGGGCAUGCAAGUUUUCCAUUAUUGGAGAUGAUGAUAAAAGACUAUAAAAAAAGCGGUAUUACGUCGUUACUCUACCUUUUGAUCGGGCGAUCUAUGACUCUUUUGAACUAACCUUGUAAAAUAAUCCAUUGUACAGCAUACAUAUUUUUCCAAAGUGCGUUAAGUGAAUUGACAGCGUUGACGAGGUACACAGUAAGAAAAAGAAGUUUAAGCAGAUUCAAGAUAUAAAAUGAUACACGUAUAUUAUAUAUAUGAAGAGAAUUGCGAUUAGAAUGAAAAAGCGAUUUGGUGAUCGAAAGUAAAGAUUAUGUAAAAUGCGCAAGAACAUUAAUACGUCUUUCUUCUGAAUGUAUGUUCGUGACCAUUAUACGUAUUUGGAAUAAAUGCGAAGGCGUAAAGCGAUGAGCGGCUGAAUGGAGAUUGCAAAAAUAAUAGAGAGAUUUGUCAAGUAUAUUGGCGAGAAAAAGGAAAAGAAAGAGAAAUCGAUUUGAGCUGACAUUGUUAUUUUGGCCGAGCGCUCGCGGCUACAGCCAUUUCAUCAUCCAUCAAAGUAUUUUUCUCUCGUGCCAGAUUUUUUCGCGGGUUUUAUCAAUUCCAUCGAAGCCUUUUUCGGGUCUAGGCUUCUUCGCCAGCACACACACACACACACACACACACACACACACGUCAGGAUGCCCAGUCCGUUUUCAAGUAUUUUAAGCACGCGCCUCGUUAACGAUUUGCGGAUUUGGCGCGCCACCGCGAAACGACGUCGGUCGAAUAUUUUUGAGCGCGAGCGCGCGCCCCGUGCGCGAAUUCUCACCGAGUGGGCCAAUCUCUCCGCUAUCUCUGGCGCACAGCGGCACGAACGUUCGAGUUUUUUUUCCAUCGGCCUUUAUCUCACUGGCGCGCUCCCUUUUUUGCACGUUCCAUUUCAUUGGCACGUCUCGAUUUUUAUUUAUUGCUCGGGCGCAACAGCGGGUGGGCGCGCGCGAGCAAAAUACAAAAAUGUCAGGCCGGUCAGGCCGAAAGGUGUUGGGCGAGCAACGAAAAAAUGCGAAUCGAAUCAAUGUAGCCGACGAAAGACGAGAGAGAGAGAGAGAGAGAGAGAGAGAGAGAUGGACGUUUGUUGGUGGACGUUGUCGCAGGCGCUCGCAGCGACAGCGACGGGCCGCUCUCGUUCCUCAUUGCUGCGGACGCGCUGCGAACGAGGAGACGAGGCUGUGCCGGCGCUGGUGGCCGGCAGACAGCGCAGGAUGUUUCGAAUUUCCUAAUGUUACACGAAUUCAGCGUUUUAUCCGUGUUUUUCAUGGCGCUUCGAUACGGCGCGUCCAAUUUUUAUCGACGGCCUCGCGGCGCGCCCGUGCCCGAGCCUGCUCCGUUUGCGAUCGAUACGCGCGCGCCUCGAGCUCGUCUCGUUGUACAAUAUAUAUAUUAUAAAAACCAUGGAGAGCACGCCCGCGACAAUGACCGAGGCAAAUUUACCGCCGGCAGCGCCCGGGACUUUACAAUUUUGAGGAGUUGAGCGACAGAGCUGGCGACUCCAGUGCACAAUCCUGUGAGACGCAACAGUGACCACCGCCAUAUACGUGUAUUUACAAUAAUAAUAGAUCUAUAUAUACAUACGUCAUCGUAUUAUGAAAUAAAC
Messenger RNA from Phymastichus coffea, 6926 nucleotides. RefSeq names its product nephrin-like. The record is from RefSeq and is a predicted model, not a curated record. The transcript is spliced from 14 exons. Lineage: Eukaryota; Metazoa; Arthropoda; Insecta; Hymenoptera; Eulophidae. Bases 42 to 2786 code for a protein of 914 amino acids. Gene Ontology annotation, molecular function: protein binding.